Messenger RNA from Chrysemys picta bellii (western painted turtle), 5860 nucleotides. The record is from RefSeq and is a predicted model, not a curated record. Lineage: Eukaryota; Metazoa; Chordata; Testudines; Emydidae.
UCCCUCAUGUCUGGUUGUAAGUUGUCGAAGAGUAGCUUAUUCAUAGACUUGGGUGGCCAGAUCAUUAACUGGGUAAACUGGCAUAGCCCCACUAAAGUCAAUGGAGUUUAGCCAAUUUACACUAGUUGAGAGUCUAGGCCUGGAUCCGCAAAGAAACAUACAUGGAAAAUGUAUGUUCGUCCAGCUCUAAAUUAGACCAUAGCAGUAUGACUAUGUCCCAACAAAGUCAGUAGGCUCAUGUGCCUAUAAGAUGUCACUAAAACAAUAAUAAAUGUUCCCUGUGUUUGUUCAUCAUAGUUAGAAUGUCCUGCCUUGUAUCAACCACUAUUAUCUGUCUCUAGCCCCUUUGGCUCCCUCUACAUUACUUUGUUUGUGUGUUUUUGCAGACAUUCCUUACUCUCCCAGCUCUACAAUGUACUAUCUAUUACACAGCUGUAAAUUAAUCUUACUAGUCUAUUGAUUCAGUAAGUUAAACAUGCUUGUGUGUUUCUGAAGCCUAACAAAUUUAGUUCGGGAAAGCACUUAAGCAUGUGCUUAAUGUUAAACAUGUGCUGUCCUGAUGAGGAAUGCUUUCCUGGAUCAGGGCCAUAGAAAGGAAUGGAUUCUUUCUUCCUUCUUCCUUUCUUUUUUAUUAAUUUAUUUUUCAAUUUGUAUAUUAGGCACUAUAUUAUAGUCUUCUCUUUCCUGUGUUGCAAUUUAGUUACAGUCUUGAUCACUGCAACUCCUCAGUAACAUUCCUGCUCACUGACUCAUAAGAGACCUAAGUCUCAACUCUACAGAAUUCAAUAGCAAAAACAAUCUUGCUCUAGGAAAGGCUGUGGAAUUCUUUGCAUCAGCUAGGAAGAUUUAACAAUCUUUCCUGAGAAUGAAGAUUUUGACACUGUUUAAUUUCAUCCUUGCAAAUUGUUUAAUAAUGGCCACUGGUAACUCGACUCUACAGAGUUGUUUUCAAGAGCAGCUGAGGCUCAAGGCCCAGGUGAGACUUCUGGAGUAUCGUGUGAAACAGCAGCAGGUAAAAAUUGUGCGGCUCUUACAGGAGAAGGAGAUUCAAUACCAUGACAAUGGAGAUGAAAACAGUGUUAUUGACCUGGGAGAAAAAAGACAAUACGCAGCAGAUUGUGCAGAGAUCUACAACGAUGGACAUAAACGCAGUGGAUUUUACAAGAUGAAACCUCUUCAGAGCCCUAGUGCGUUCCUCGCCUACUGUGACAUGUCAGAAGGGGGAGGCUGGACUGUUUUUCAGAGACGUUCUGAUGGCAGCCAGAAAUUUGAUAGAGUCUGGGAUGACUAUGAACAAGGUUUUGGAAAUUUUGUUUUGAGAAAUGGUGAAUACUGGCUUGGAAAUAAAAAUCUUCACUAUCUCACCGAUCAAGGAAACUAUACCCUAAGAAUCGAUCUCUCUGAUUUCGAAGGAGUACGGCGAUUUGCACAAUAUAAAAGCUUCAGAGUUGCUGGUGAAGAGGUGUCACACUUCCAACCUGAAUGGUGUGUACUACAAAGGACCUUAUACAGCAAAGACAGACAAUGGAAUUGUUUGGUACACAUGGCAUGGGUGGUGGUAUUCUCUGAAAUCUGUUGUCAUGAAGGUUUGAACAUGUCCUGGAGCAGUCUAGUAUUCAUGCAAGAUUACAGAACAAAGAUCAGUUUAUUUGUUCAAUCAUUAGAUAGGAACCACAACACAGAGCAGAAUGAAUUUGUUUCACUUGAUACAAAUUAUACAACCCAAAUAAAGAACAAUCAAAGAAAUAAUAAGGGUGUUGCUGUGUCAUUCAUGAUUGAACAAAGAACACUAUCCUAGCUACCAGCAAUACGCCAAGCAAAAAAAAGUCCUCUCUUUAAUCAUCCUUUGUGAGAAAUGUCUCAAUGUUUAUGAACUAGCAGUUAUUCUGAUAGUUUUCCUCUCUCUUCAAAUUGUUAAACUCUUUGGAGAGUGAAAGAAUGGAAAUCACAAAUCAGCAUGAAUUAAGUGGAGUGGGAGGCAUAGAUCCAUUAGAACUCUGCCUUCUAACCUCUCCUUACAGUCAGAAACCUAACAUAGUGCCACGUUUGUUUAUUUUUUCAGGGAGAAAGUGGUGCACUGAGGAGGGAGGGAAAGUUCCUACCAUAAUUUGGCCUAUAGCUUUCCUGCAAAGAUUUUUCUCUGAAGCUCCACUGACUGCCUAGAAUUACUUCUGCUAUCUCCCCCUUACACACUGCUAACCCACUAACUUCCUGUGGAUUCCUUUGAUCUUUCUUUCAAAGGGUCAGAGCCUCAGGCCAGUUCUCAGCCCAGCUGCUGGCAAAGUGCAUGUGACUAGGGGAAAAGUGCAUGGUAAGGACUCCCCAGAUCCCCAAACAUCCCUUUCAGGCUUCUCUGAUUCACAGCAGGGAUGGGAACAGUACCUCAGUGGCCCAAAGACCUGAGGCAUACAAUGCUGGCUUUAAAAUGCCUGUAUCCCUCUUCAGCUGGGUUAAGCACUGCUCCACUACAGCUGAAGAUUGGAGAAAAAGUUUCUUGGCCUUAAUUCCCCACACUUUUGGGGUGUUUCAGUUCACCAGUAUCCUGGAGCUCAACUUGGAGAUCUCCAAACAGGCACCCAAAAUCAGUGGAUAUUUUAAAACUUAGGUCUUACUGUCUCAUUGUUGCAUUGGGAUCUUCAGCCCACCAGACUCAGAUCCUAAAGAUCCCAUAUUAAUCUGUCCAUAAUGAUGUAAUAUUAUUUGUCUUAUUUUUAACUCUCACUAUGUGUCUUUUUCUCUUAUGAAUCACUCCUGUGUAUCUAGUGCUGAUUAUUGGAACAUUCUUGAGGAAUUGAAAACAACUCUUAAAAAAUGGCUACAUUCCCAUAGUGAUAGAAGCGAUGUUGUUAUGUUAUUAAAUCUCUGUGAAAUGAGCUGAAGUUUGUCUCCUGCCAUUAGAGAUUUGUUAAAGCAUCACAACCACUAAGUUGUCAUGAAUUCUGCAAUAGUGUCACAUCUGUUCUAAGUGGAUGUUGGGGAAAUGUACAAAUGGAGCUAUUUACUAUGAAAUAUGUCCUGCCUGACAGAAAAUAAAUUAAAAAAAACAAUAACAAAUAUCUGAUUUUUAGGGGGGUAAGGAAGCUGCAGAUUUACUAUAUGGAAACAUGGAAACAUAUGGCAUUGGUCCCAUUACACACAAAUCCUUUGGUAAAGAGUCCCCUGUUCUUAGCAAACAUCUCCCACCUCAGACCUCAUAAAUAUGUCUUACAGUAUAUCUAUGCAUAAAGAGUAACAUGUAAGAUACCUAUAGAAAUCUCAUAACUUGUUAAGAUUCAUAAUCAAUGAAAGAGAUAUAUAUAGGAAACAUUUAAGGAAUAAUGCAUUUAUAUUGUUAGUAUGUUUUAUGGACCUAUAUAUGAAAAAGCCCUGAAUAUUGGGACUGUUCCUAUAAAAUCCAGACAUCUGGUCACCUUACACAAUCUAAAGGGGAGGACAUGUGACUGCCCCAUGUGUCUCCUCGGUUUGUAUGGAUAUUGAUUUCUGUUCUGUACUUGAAAAGUAGCCUCUCUUUGUCCAACUGAGAUUGAGAAACAUUGGGACUGAUCCUACAGCCUUUGCUCAGGAAAAGGUCCUAUAAAAGACAAUGCUGUAGUGCUAUUCCUAAAGGUGCUACCUAUGCCCCAAGAGAAUAGUGUCUUGUGUUCUUUGUAAUACCAGUGAGUGUUUAGGUAUUUUUGGAGCUCUCACUAGUAGCUGAUGUUUGGCAGCCCUCAUGUCUCUGUUACUCACCUCUUCUAUUUUACCUACAGUAUCUUCUUUCACUUGAAUGGUAAUGGAACCAGAAAUGUAAAAUGAGACUCAAGAGAAGUCAGCUGCUUAUAAAGAUUCCACUGUCCUUUCUUGCUGGCCAACUAAUUUAGAUGCAAGCAAAUUGUAUGCUUGAUACAAAAGGGAGACUUCAUAGAGCUGGGAUUAUAUUUAAUCAUUAAAGCAAAGAGGUUUUAGUUUAUAUUGCAUCUCCAAAAAUGUUGUGACAGAUAAAUUCUAAACUAUAAUGCAUCACUAGAUGGAUUGCUAAAAAUAAAUACAUGUUUUAUACAAACCCCACCAUUACUAUCUGAGAGAACAAAAUACUUCAGAACUGUUUAUUUUAGUGCCUGAUUAUUUUAGCAUAAAUUUGCAUUUGUCAUUUCAUGCUCCUGGCCUUCCAAGGACUAAUGCCUUUGCCUGCAGAUAGCCAAAAUUAACUUAUAGAAAUAGUUUCUAUUUCUAGCUUUACACUAUAUUUUGCUUAUGUAUUUAUAUUUGGGGAGGAACUGUUUGGAGACAAUAAUGAAGAAUCAACACUAUUAACAUCCUCUCUCUAACGACACAAUGUGAAAGGUUGGGAAAAAACUUUAGAAUCUACGUUCUAUAGCUUGAUUACAAAAAUAUGUGUAAAUAUUUAAUUCUGUGGAUCUCAUUUGUUAUUUGUUUAAUAUAACAAAGAAAAUUAAUACUACAAACACCAAUUUUGCCAGGCAAUCUGGUUCAAUAGUUAGACAAUGGGCUGGGAAUCAGGGGACAUGGGUUCUGGUGCCUGCUCUGUCACCAGCUUGCUGUAUAAUAUUGGGUAAGUCAACUAAACUCCUUGUGCUACAGUUUCCCUAUAUAUGAAACAAAUAAUAAUGUUUUAGUCAUCUUUGUAAAGUACUUGAAAAUCUAUGGAGGAAAAGUGCUAUAUAAAUGUUCAAUUUAUAAUUUUAUCCAGAUUAUAAGGCAUUAGAGUUUUUCAACAAAAUCAAUGGUCAAAAUCAUUGAAACAUUUUGCCUAUUUACACUAGAGGUGAAUGUAACCUUCUGGGCCAGAUUUACUGCAUAAGCAGUGAAGAGUGAAUUUAAAUUUGUGGGAAAUUUCAAAGUUUCUAACCUUCCAAAUCAGAACAAAAUCUUUUUCAGAGUGUCACAUUUUCCCAUGGAACUGGAUUUUAAUUUGCUGAAGAUUCCCCCUAGAGAAUUCCCUCUUCAACUUUCUAUGCCAGCUGACACUUACACUCCCGGAAGAAGUAGGAAAAGGGUCCAAGUCCAGGGCCUGCUUGAGGGCAUGUUGGAGGCAGAAGGGGGCUCAGUGGAGUCAAGCUUAGCUAUUCCUGAUUCCCUGCUCUCCUAAGCUCUCAUGCUAGUAGUAGAAAUAGAAUUAUUUCUGCUUUAACUUCCACUAGGGCCAAGUGUCUGGGCAUCAGGGAGCAGCAACCAGCUCCUGUUGGCCACCACUGUCCACUAUGUCCAUGUGCAACUGUGAUGUAGCAGAGAACCAGCAAUAGUAUCUCUGGUAAUAGGAGCUCUGCCUGCUGGAGCCAUUUAAAAACACCUUGUAAAUUGUUCAUAAUAAUUGGCAGAUGAAAGCUAAAAGUACAAGCCAAGGUGCCUAGUUGUAUGAUACAACACAGAUUCUGAAGCAUACAUAUAAACUAGGAAAAAAACAGAUGUAGAGGGAUCCUUCAGGGAAUUCCAUCAGCACACACAGGACUUUAGAAAAUGUCAUGUUGUUGUUACAACUUGCAUUUUAGAAGGUGGAUAAGCAUAAAAACUGACAGGUACCCACUAACAGGAGUCUCAGCAAGAGAUUGUGGUUAAUCAGGGCACCAUAUGAGAGAGUAGGGAGGAACUUUCCUCCUCCACCCCUUCCAGCUUCUAACUCAAACUCAUGGCAAUAGAAAAGAUGCAAGUUUUAAAAAGAGCUUGCACAAAUAAUCUGCCUUCCCUUUCCAAAAUGUUCUGAAGCUGUAUCCUGAUUGAUAAUCUGUGUCAGAGAUUUGUUUAUGAAGUGCAACAAAACAAACCGUAACAAACAUUAUAGGCAGCACAAGUAGUGAUACAUGUAGUUAAGGUUACCUUGUAAUUUCUAUUAUAAUACAGUUUUCAGUUGCAUAUAAUUUGA